This is a messenger RNA of Heteronotia binoei (common prickly gecko), 1595 nucleotides long. Its product is annotated as collagenase 3-like. Gene Ontology annotation, biological process: proteolysis; extracellular matrix organization; collagen catabolic process. Bases 1 to 1401 code for a protein of 466 amino acids. Gene Ontology annotation, molecular function: metalloendopeptidase activity; zinc ion binding. The record is from RefSeq and is a predicted model, not a curated record. The transcript has 10 exons. Gene Ontology annotation, cellular component: extracellular matrix. NCBI's taxonomy places the organism in Eukaryota, Metazoa, Chordata, Lepidosauria, Squamata, Gekkonidae.
AUGAAGCAUCUUAUUUCCGUAGUCUUCCUAUCUGGUGCUCUCAUUCUUGGCUUGCCUUUACCACUUCCCAAGAAUGCAACAUCGGAACUUGAUGCCCCUCCGGUUGAUGAUCUACUGUUUGCAGAGAGCUAUCUGGAUGCCUACUAUACUUCAGGACCAGUUUGGAAAAGGAGCACAGACUCUCUGCCAUAUCAGCUUGGUCAAAUGCAGUCAUUUUUUGGCCUGAACGCUACCAGACAGCUGGACACAGAGACCCUUGAGCUGAUGAAACGACCACGGUGUGGUGUCCCUGACAUGGCAGGUUAUAGCUUCUUCCCCAGGAAAAUGAAAUGGCCAACAUGGAACUUGACAUACAGAAUUGCAAACUAUACUCUGGACCUGAGUCGUGAAGAAACAGACCAAGCUGUACGAGAGGCAUUCCAAAUAUGGAGCGACGUCACCCCUCUUCGUUUCACCAGGCUCUCACACGACACAGCUGACAUUGUGAUCUCUUUUGGAAAGAAAGAACAUGGGGAUUUUUUUCCAUUUGAUGGACCAUUAGGCCAGCUGGCUCAUGCUUUCCCUCCUGGUGACAAUAUUGGUGGAGAUGUCCACUUUGAUGAUGAUGAAACCUGGACCAGUGAUUCCAGAGCUUUUAAUUUGUUUGCAGUUGCAGCCCAUGAAUUUGGCCAUUCUUUGGGACUACAACACUCCAGCAAUCCCAGAGCCCUGAUGUACCCCCUUUACACCUACAGUGGCUCAAAGGACUUUCUCCUUCCUGAAGAUGAUGUGGAAGGCAUCCAGGAUCUUUAUGGUCCACAAACAAGAAUGGCCGCUGCUGAAACUCCAAGAAGGUGUGACCCAAACUUCUCUGCAGAUGCUAUCACAGAAAUAUAUGGGAAGAAAAUAAUAUUCAAGGACAGAUUCAUGUGGCAUCAUGAUUCUCAGAUGUCCAGUAAAGGUUGGGUUGUCAUUCGUUCACUUUGGCCUGGAGUUCCAGACCAAGUUGAUGCUGCUUACAGCCUUCCAGAGGAGGACCUUAUCUUCUUAUUCAGAGGGAAUGGAUUUUGGGCUGUGAAAGGCUAUGAUACACUUUCUGGAUAUCCCAAGAAGCUGUAUGAGCUUGGACUCCCAAGCAGUGUGGAAAAGAUAGAUGCCGCAUUUCAUGAUGUGAAGAGUGGAAAGACAAAGUUUUUCUCUGGAGAUGAGCUAUGGAGUUAUAGUGAGAGAUUUCAGUCUAUGGAUCAUGGUUAUCCAAAAUUAGCAAAGGAGGAAUUUCCCGGAAUUGUGGACAAGGUUGAUGCAACAUAUCAACAGAAUGAUUCCAUUUUUUUCUUCCAUGGGUCGGUCCAAUUUGAAUACAGCAUCUGCCAUAAAGGAAUCACCCGUACUUUGCAAGCAAACUCUGUGUUAGGCUGUUAAGUCACAAACAAUUUUGUUAAUGCAGAAGUUGCGUCAUCCAAAGAUAUAGCAAAACACAGAAGACUGCAAGCAUGGUUGCAUGUCUGAUAGCAUGGCAAAUUGUGCACAGUUUGGAUCAGAACAAUAUCCAGUCCACUGUACAUUGAGACAACAUCUAUUCUGGUUGAAGGAACCAAAGGAUAUACAACUGAAUU